Sitophilus oryzae (rice weevil) is the source of this 6236-nucleotide messenger RNA. Its product is annotated as teneurin-a. Lineage: Eukaryota; Metazoa; Arthropoda; Insecta; Coleoptera; Curculionidae. Gene Ontology annotation, biological process: motor neuron axon guidance. The record is from RefSeq and is a predicted model, not a curated record. The transcript is spliced from 31 exons. The coding region runs from base 1 to 6159 and encodes 2052 amino acids.
AUGAAUGAACCUAAUAUUGUGCAAUUACUUGAAGAUACUGAAUAUGUUGGACCUUGUCAGUACUAUGAUGUCACGGAUGCUGCUGAGAUGGAUUUUGUUAAUGGAGGUGAAGCUUGUGACGAAAUAGAUUGUGAAGAUCCUAACUGUUCAGAACAUGGUGCUUGUGUACACGGCCAGUGUUAUUGUAAAGCAGGUUGGAAAGGACCAAACUGUGAUGUGAUUGAUGAGCAAGUACACAAAUGUUUGCCCACUUGCUCAGAACAUGGCAUGUAUGAUUUGGAAACUGCUAAGUGCAUCUGUAACAGACACUGGACUGGGCCAGAUUGUUCACAGCCACUUUGUAACUUGGAUUGUGGAGAUCAUGGGCAUUGUGAGCUUGGAAAAUGUCACUGUGAUCAAGGCUGGACUGGCCCAAGAUGCGAGCAAUUGCCAUGCGAUAAUCGAUGUCAGGAACAUGGGCAGUGUAAAAAUGGAACAUGUGUUUGCUCACAGGGAUGGAAUGGUCGCCAUUGUACAUUACCUGGAUGUGAAAAUGCCUGUUCCGGACAUGGUCAAUGUACACUGGAGGAAGGUUAUUAUAAAUGCGUUUGCAUUGAAGGUUGGGCCGGUUUCGACUGCAGCAUAGCCCUAGAAGCAGAAUGCCAAGAUGACAUAGAUAAUGAUCACGAUGGUAUGGUGGACUGCUCUGACAGCGAAUGUUGCUCUCAUCCAAGCUGUUCAGAUCACAUCAUGUGCAUAUCUAGUAACGAUCCGGUAGAAGUUCUCUUAAGAAAACAGCCACCUUCAGUUACAGCUUCCUUCUAUCAACGAGUAAAGUUUUUAAUCGAAGAAAAUUCCGUUCAGUCGUACGCUCAUAUGGACGAGUAUACCGAGAGCGAGUUCUGGAACUCCUUUACACCGCGUCGAGUUGCAGUGAUGAGGGGACAGGUUGUAUCGCCUCAAGGUUUGGGAAUCGUUGGCAUACGAGUUUCCGUGGACAGGGAGUCAAAGUUUGGAUUUACGCUUACGAGAAAUGGAGGCUGGUUUGACGUAUUAGUUAAUGGCGGGGGAGCUGUCACCUUACAGUUUCAAAGAUCGCCAUUUAAACCUAAAACUAUUACAGUUUAUGUUCCAUGGAAUCAGAUUAUUGUUUUGCCACCUAUUCAUAUGCAACUCACAGAAGAUGGAAAUAGUCAACAUUUAAUCGAUCGGAAUCCAGCCCUCUACUUCCCUGGCGUGUCCAGAUCCUUCUUCGAUUCGGACGGGUCGUUGCCCAACGUGUGCGAGGAACACGAUCCGGAACUGCUCAGACCGAUCGUAACUGGCACGUGGAUGCCGGAGGCCGUUGGAGGAAUGCAGGGAAAGAGCAUCAUAUUCGCCGAGACCCAAAUUGUCCAGGAAUCUAUUCCAAUUCCAGGUUCCGAAUUAAAUAUUCUCUACCAGAGCUCCCAAACCUUAGGUUACUUGAGUACCAUUCACAUGAAACUAACCAAUGACAAGAUACCAAGCACCCUAACCCAUGUCCAUGUUCGAGUUGAAAUUGAAGGCUGCCUCUAUGUGAGAACGUACGAAGCCGAUCCCAAUAUUUAUCACACAUUCGCCUGGAAUAAGAGAAAUAUCUACAAGCAAAAAGUUUACGGAAUUGCCAUGGCCAAGAUAUCUAUUGGCUAUCAGCACGAAACGUGUCCCGACCUAGUUUGGGUUACACAAACUUCGGAAAUUAAAGGUUUCGAUGUUGAUAUCUCAGAUAUAGGCGGCUGGGGCUUGGAUAUUCACCAUCAUUAUAACUUUCACGAGGGAAUACUUCAAAAAGGCGACGGAUCAACCUUGCACUUUAAGAAAUAUACUAGAAUGGUUAAAGUAGUGAUGGGUACGGGACUGCAACGCAGCGUCGACUGUCCAGGCCAAUGUGACGGCCCCGCCAAAGACGCGCGUCUUCUAACACCGGGGUCAUUAGCCAGUGGCCCUGAUGGCAGCAUCUACGUUGGGGAUUUCAACCUGGUCAGGAGAAUCACUCCCGAAGGAAAAGUCUACACCGUGUUGCAGCUGAGAGCAACUCAAGUAGCAUAUCAAUAUUAUCUUACAAUAUCACCAGCUGAUGGACAUCUUUAUGUCUCGGAUCCAGAAAAGCAUCAGAUUCUUAAAGUCUUAUCUUUAGAACCGGUACAAGAUCCUAGUAUUAACAGUGAAGCAGUGGUUGGUAACGGUGAGCGCUGCAUUCCAGGAGAUGACACUGCAUGCGGAGAUGAAGGUCCAGCAAAACAGGCACGAUUAGCUCACCCUAAAGGUAUAGCAGUUGCUGUCGAUGGUACUAUGUACAUCGCUGACGGGACCAAUAUUAGAGCUGUCGAUCACAAAGGAAUCAUCCAUACAUUAAUUGGUAAUCACGGGCAUCAUAACCACUGGAUACCUAUUGCUUGUAGUGGAGCAAUUUCUGCUAGUCAGGCUCAACUACAAUGGCCCACCGGUCUAUCUUUAAGUCCUUUGGAUGGAGCUAUUCACUUUAUAGACGACAGGCUGAUAUUGAAACUCACAGCAGAAAUGAAAGUGUCAGUUGUAGCAGGAACACCACUUCAUUGUCAUAAGGCUGCAAAUAUAACAGUGAACGAAGAUAAUGUCUUAGGAACUGUGCUUGCACUAGCAUUCAAUCCCACCGGCGAUCUAUACAUUGCCGAAUCCGACACACGCAACACGUAUUACAUCCGACUCAUAGACACCACCGGCAAAAUUACGUAUUUUGCCGGUACACUGCAAUCGAAGAGCAAAAAGUGUCAAUGUCCCGUGAACGUAACAACGACAAGCCCCAUUAGGACCAGCCGAGAUUUACCUGCCGAUUGUUUAUGUUCGUCUGGCGACGACACCACCAGCAAUGCCGAAACGUUGCUGUCCUCCAAUGCUCGCUUCCAAACCAUUUCCGCCAUUAGCGUUUCGCCAGGUGGAACAGUAUACAUAGCAGAUCAAGGUUCAUUGCACAUUCUUGCCUUAGAACAUUAUUUGCCAACCCAUGAUGAAAACGGAGAAUUUCGAAUACCUUUUCCAUCUUCAGGCGAAGUUUACGUUUUCAAUAGAUAUGGACAGCAUGUUGCAACUAAAGACUUGUCUAGCGACAAGACUCGAUAUUCCUUCUUGUACUCUAAAAAUACUAGUUUUGGAAAGCUAUCGACAGUAACGGAUAGCUCAGGAAAUAAAAUCCAAUUUUUACGAGAUUACAGCAACGCAGUGAGUUCGAUCGAAAAUACCCAAGACCAUAAGUCGGAACUGAAGAUGUCGGGCAUGGGGUAUUUGUCGAAACUAAGUGAGAAAGGAAGGUCGGAAAUUGAACUGGAUUACGACCAGAACACGGGACUUCUGCUUAGUCGCAGCGGGGGAAGUGAUACAGUAAUCUAUCAAUACGACUGGUUGGGUAGAGCAAUUAGUGUAACGCUGCCAAGCGGGGAAAUUUUGCAAUUAAAUUCGAAAAUGUCCAAUACUGAGGGUUUGGAAAUAUCCAUCAGUCAACCGCCGACAAUUUUAAACAUUAAUGGAAAAGCAAACAAGCAAAUCAUUCUCAUUGACGGUGCCGCAGUAACCAAGGCUGUAACCUUAACAAACUCUACUGUUGUUGUGAAGAGCCCAUCUGAGAGCAAGUUGGAAAUAUGCGCCAUCGAGCGCCAUCCCUUAUUAGAAGCCUCUCUGCCUGUGGAAGCAGAACUCUUGCCUGUGUGGUCCCAUCAAACAACAACAUUUGGAAAUGAAAUUUCCAACACUAUGUCAACAGUUUUUAGUUUAGUCGGCGAUGUUCGCAAUCUACAGCAAACUCUCUACAGAGAGAUAUAUGUCAAUGGCACCAAAGUGCUAGGUAUCGAAUUCGACCAAUUCACGAGCAAGGAGACUUUCUUUGAUUAUGACAAGUUGCCUCUGUUAACAAUUAUUUAUGAUCCGGCGGGGCUUCCUCUAUCGUAUAUACCAUAUAAUGGCGCAGAUAGUCUAAAUAUAACGUACGACAGUUUUAACAGGAUUGACGGGUGGAAAUGGGGAGCCUCUCAACUCAAAUACAGCUACGACCGACACGGUUUAUUGUCGGAAAUCACGAGCCCACAGGAUGGAAUUCAAAUAUUUACCUAUGACGAAACUAAUACUUUAACAAAAAUUACUUUAGCCAGCCAAAGAAACUUCUUGCUAACGUAUGACGACAAUGGAGGACUGCGACACGUUACCUUACCAAGCGGAACAAGGCAUUCCUUCGCCCUUCAGCCAUCUCUAGGAAUUAUAAGGGUGGUGUAUACAUCGCCAGGAAGUUCACGCUCAUACCUACAACAUUUCUCUAAUUCCGGCAGGUUGUUGCAAACUGUAUUUCCAGGAGAGGGGGCUCGAAUCGUAUAUCGAUAUUACGAUAGUGGUAAACUCAAGGAGGUUGUUCAUGGUGACGGUAAGACCCUCCAUUCCUACUCCGAGACCUCAGGAUUACCAAGUCAAGUGAGCCACUUAGAAAAGGAUGUAGAGUAUCAAUGGGACUAUCAGUUCGUCGGUGAGCUUUUAACCGAAGAACGCAUAAAUUUUGGUGCCAAAACAGGUCUUAGCAAUGCAAAGUUUACUUACGACUAUGACAAUAAUUAUCGCCUAGUUAAUCUACAAGGAAGAAUCGGCGGUCAAAACUUACCUCUGUAUAAUAUAGCAUAUAACUUUAAGACUGGUACCGUGGAACAAUUAGGACCAUUUAAGAUUAUUAAACUUAAAGCCAAUGAAACUCAAGUAUAUGAUGGCACAGCGCUAUUCUCUAGCAUGCAAAACUCACGCUUUUUGGAAUCUAGAGUUGCUCUUACAAUACACGGGAUGGAAGUUUUUAAAAUGGAAUUUAGUCAUGAUUUGCAUGGGAGGAUAUCUCAAACUCGGACAUAUACUAAAAAUGUUGGUGUAAACACUUAUACAAAUGUCAAAAAUUUUACAUGGGAUUGUGAUGGACAACUCUUGGGGGUUGAAGCUCAAGAACCUUGGGGAUUCAGAUAUGAUGAUAAUGGGAAUAUGUUAUCAUUAACAUAUAGGGGUAAUACUAUACCAAUGGAAUACAAUAGUAUGGAUAGGAUUAUUAAGUUUGGGGAAGGUCAGUAUAAAUAUGACAGCAGAGGUUUAGUAAUACAAAAUGCUAGAGAAGAAAAAUUUCAUUACAAUGCUAAAGGUCUUUUAACGAGAGCUACAAAAAGAGGUAGAUUUGAUGUUCGAUAUUUCUAUGAUCACAUGGAUAGACUGUUGGCUCGUAAAGAUAAUUUUGGCAAUGUUACCCAGUUCUUCUAUAAUAAUGACAAACAACCUAGGGAAGUUAGCCAAAUCUACUCUCCAAGAGAUGGAAAAUUAAUGUCGUUGGUUUAUGAUAACAGGGGACACUUAAUCUUUGCCCAAGUUUAUAGACAUAAAUAUUAUGUUGCCACUGAUCAGUGUGGAACCCCUGUGAUGAUUUUCAACCAAUAUGGAGAAGGUAUUCGGGAAAUUAUGCGAUCACCGUAUGGGCAUAUCGUAUAUGACUCUAAUCCAUAUCUGUAUCUCCCCAUUGAUUUUUGUGGAGGUAUUUUAGAUCAGGUUACUUCAUUAGUUCAUAUGCCAAAUGGUAAAGUAUAUGAUCCAUUGAUUGGUCAAUGGAUGUCACCACUAUGGGAGGAUGUCUUGGAUCGUAUUUCAACACCUACACAACUGCAUCUAUAUAGGUUUAACGGUAAUGAUCCAAUAAAUAUGGAUGUUGACAGGGAGAAACCAAAAGAUCAUAUUGACUGGUUGCAAAAGAUAGGUGUUGAUCUAAAGAGCAUAUCACCACAGUUGUUUAUGGAAAAACUUUCUGGAGGACAAUUAUCUCCCCAAAUAAGUACAGAAAGAUCAUGGAAACUUCAAAACGUUAUUACUAGUCAACUAACCAGCAGCAGAAGAAUUACAGAAGCAGAAUCUGGUUUCUUGGCCCAUAUUAACUCAAAAAGAAUGCAGAACGCUUAUGAACUAAGCGUAUUCUCAAAAUCUGCGCUUAAAGUCGAUGCUAUUAAUCUAAAACCGAAAAAGAUUGGGGCUUCUUCUGAUCCACCAUUUGGAAGAGGAAUUUUGGUAUCAAAAACAGAUUCCGGUGAAGCUAUAGUAUCGAGCGUACCAGCAGCUAAUCCCAUUUAUAGCGAUGUCUACACAUCGAUACAUGGAAAAUUAACGACGAUAAAGCGCAACUAAAAAGAUUACAAGGUCAGGUCAAUACGACUUUCCACGAGAAUGUUAAAGAAAAUGGAAGUGGAAAUAAUUAUUUUGAU